Mycotypha africana is the source of this 1500-nucleotide messenger RNA. RefSeq lists its product as uncharacterized. Lineage: Eukaryota; Fungi; Mucoromycota; Mucoromycetes; Mucorales; Mycotyphaceae. Bases 1 to 1500 code for a protein of 499 amino acids. The record is from RefSeq and is a predicted model, not a curated record. The transcript has 3 exons.
AUGACACUCCCUGGUAAACCAGGUAUUAUGCAAUAUGUCUAUAAAUGUUUAAAUGAGAGCCUGCCAUGGUCUACUGUAAGGAAUCGUGAAGAUACAUUAGCCAAAAAACUGGUCAUGUUGGAAAAUUAUAGAAAUUCGAUUAUUUUUACGGAAACAAUGUAUCGAAAUAGUAGACAGCAUGGUCCUGUGUCCGAAAAGAAGAAUAUAUCUGAUUCGGUAGCAAUCAAAGAGAUCGUUCGUCAGGAUAAUCAUAGCUGUAAUAGUCAUAUACUAACGGCUGACAACGUAUAUGCCGGCCAUGCUACUAUUGAACAUCGAAUACAGCUAUACGAAUCAAAAUUCGCAGCCUGUAUGAAAUCAACCACUGAACUAUCUGCAUGGUUAAAAGCUUUCAAAAAGAAAGGCCCACCGUUCGCUCUUUUGGAGAAGGAAUAUUCAAAAUACACAGCAAGCGUUGCAGCAUCAACUCCUGUCUCUUCUCCAACCCCACAAAAGCACCGAAAAAGAAACGCUGUUAAGAAAGAAUCAAUUACACCAUCAGUAAAAGCAUCCAUAAGUACGAUGAUAAAAAAAGCUACCGAUUCAAUCAAAUCGACAAGAUAUAAGCAUGAGAACCAGUCCAAGUACGACUACUGUGAAAUGCAGAAAGCGCCUAGAAAUACUUUACAUAUAUCAAUUGAUCCUAAAGGAAGCAGUGGUCAACAACGCAAAAAAGCCUUGCUAAAUCGUUUUUCAUUCUAUGAAAGCAGUCGAAAUGAUAUAUUGCCGUCAGUACAAAUAAUUGAUAAAAGUAGUAUUCGAGUGGUUCCUGUAAAUACAACAUUGGAAAGUCAGCCUAUUUUCAGCAAUAGAACUAAACAUAGAGCGUUGAAAUCAGUAGGUAAUCCGGAUAGUAGUAAGAAAUGGACGACGGAAGUUAACAAUGCCAAUGAUAAUGCGCCAAAUACAUUGUCGAAAACACAAUCUGACCAAACAAUCAUGUCUCACUCUUCGUCAAUUUUUCUGACAAAACUACGAUCGAAAGCUUCUAAUGAUGAAACUGCAAGAGAAGCACCACAACAUAUUACGCAACCGAAUAUUCCAUUGAAAACAAAAACUUACCAGUAUUCAUUGAAAAGCUACUCAACCACAUCAGAACUUACCGAGGACGAUGAUAGUAGGACCUCUUUUCCCUCCUCGCCAACUAUUGAUUCCGUUAUUUCUUCACCCCUUUUCACUGCUUAUGCAAAUACCUGUUGUAUUGAAAACUUACUCAGGCCGUACGAGAUGAAUCGUAGCGGAGUAGAAAAAGAUCCAAUAAUCAAUAAGAUGCCAAAAGCUACCAAUGCGUAUCCAACAGCAGCCAACAAAAGCCAGUCGACGAGUCGUUACCGGACACAACAACAUCAACAGGCUCAACAGAAGCAAAAAAACCGUGCAUCCAUGUUGAUAGCCUCAUCAUUAUCAUCAUUACGUUAUCUUUCACAAAAAUCUCAAUUCUUUGAACGGCAAGUAUGCUAG